UGUUAAGAAAAACCAUUCUCUUCCCUUCUAUUUGAUUCACACCUCCACACUGUCUCUAUCACCAAUCCCUUAUAUCCCCCCUCCACUUAGCAUACCAUAAUUCACCGUCAAUUUCCCCAUUGAUGAUCCAUUUGGCAUUUCAUCAUAUUUCACCACUUGUCCUACUCCACUUGGAUAAUUUCCUAACGUAUAGUUUUCAAAAAUCCUUGUUCUUCAUGAGCUUAUAGUUUAUGAGUCCUACGAUUUUUGGCAAUUCAGCAACACUAUAGAUAUAUCUUAGGCUAAGAGAAGCCUUAGCAGCAACUCAAAUCCAAAAGUGUAAGCCUUUCUUCUUGUUAUUAGUCCAUCUUCACCAAUGGAAGAGAAUAUGAAGUGUGAACUAGUUGGUCUCAUUGAUGAGUUAAUGCAAGGGAAGGAGCUAGCAAAGCAGCUUUGUGACCAUCUAGUCUCAUUAUCAUCAUCAUCUUCUCAUGAAACAAAUGAAGUCCUAAUUGAGAAAAUACUUUCCACCUAUGAGAAAGCACUUGCCAUGCUGAAUUGCAAGGCUAAUGUAGGAGAAAGUAAGGCCAACAUUAAUGGCAGCAUGAUGGAUUCCCCUUGUUCUUUCACAAAUGGUAGCCCCAAAAGUGAGGUCAUGGAGCCUGAGAUUAAGAACAAAGAUGUCUUUAAGAAAAGAAAGACCAUGUCAACGUGCACAGAACAAGUGAAGGUGUGCUUGGGAACGGCGCAUGAAGGAUCUCUGGAUGAUGGCUAUAGUUGGAGAAAAUAUGGACAGAAGGAUAUUCUCGGAGCUAAGUUUCCAAGAGGAUAUUACAGAUGCACAUAUAGAAAUGUACAAGGAUGUCUGGCCACAAAGCAGGUGCAAAAGUCAGAUGAAGACCCAAUGAUAUGUGAAAUAACCUACAAAGGAAGACACACAUGCACCCAAGCAAGUCACUUAAACAAAACAGUGAUACCCCCAUCAAAGACAAAGGUGAACUUGUUGGGAGAAAAUAAGCACCAAACCCAUCAAAUUAAGAAUCAACCACGGCAAGAGAAAAUAGAACAACAACCACCAGAGACAUUUUUCACAUUUGGAUCAUCAUCAGGUCUUGAAGUUAAAAUAGAGGACAUCGACCACAAGGAGGGCAUAUUCCCAUCAUUUUGCUUUUCUUCUCCAUCAAUAGUAGGGUCAGAAAAUGGGGACGACAACAACAGCAGCAUAUUCUCAUACACCAUGAUUGAGAACAACUUAAUGGAAAGCUUCUCUCCUGCCUUCAUAUCUCCAACAACUUCAGAUAUAGAAUCAAACACUUUCUGCCACUGGGGGAGCACUGGACUAGGCCAAAGUGUGCAAAGCUCAGGGUCUGAUAUCACUGAUAUAGUUUCAGCACCAACUUCAGUCACCAAUUCACCAAUAAUGGACCUUGAUUUCUUUUUCGAUAAGAUCGAUUUCGACACAGAUUUCCCUUUGAGCACCAUGGAACUUUGCACUUAAUAAAUUGUCCCCACUUCUAAGUUUACAGCAUAUGUGAUUUCUAUGCGGAUUAACUGUGAGUUUUGUAGAUCCUGACUAGCACCAUAACCGAGGGAAGGAAGUCUAUAAUAAUCACCAUAGAUCAUGUCCAUAAAUGAAGACAAUGAAAAACUUCCCUCUUGUGCUAAUUAAGAGAGUUUUCAUGUACCUAGGCUGCAAUGUGAAAAUAAUUUGUAGGUUGUAGCUUAAUUUGGUGCAUGUUUGGUUUGCAAUGGAAAUUGUUGUAAUGCGCGUUCCAAUGUAGAUCUUAUGGAUAAAAGUAAAAUGAAAUCAAAAGAGUUCUAAUCUUUUAGCAUAA
Messenger RNA from Glycine soja, 1814 nucleotides. Its product is annotated as probable WRKY transcription factor 46. Gene Ontology annotation, biological process: regulation of DNA-templated transcription. The record is from RefSeq and is a predicted model, not a curated record. Gene Ontology annotation, cellular component: nucleus. Gene Ontology annotation, molecular function: DNA-binding transcription factor activity; transcription cis-regulatory region binding. Bases 356 to 1477 code for a protein of 373 amino acids. NCBI's taxonomy places the organism in Eukaryota, Viridiplantae, Streptophyta, Magnoliopsida, Fabales, Fabaceae. The transcript has 3 exons.